Messenger RNA from Aphanomyces astaci, 462 nucleotides. RefSeq lists its product as hypothetical. Lineage: Eukaryota; Oomycota; Saprolegniomycetes; Saprolegniales; Verrucalvaceae. The transcript has a single exon. The coding region runs from base 1 to 462 and encodes 153 amino acids. The record is from RefSeq and is a predicted model, not a curated record.
AUGAACAAAGAACAUCUUCAAAAGCAGAUCGGUACGAAGUUCGUUGUUCUCAAGGCGUUGCGAGAAGGGUUCCUCGUGUUGCGAUAUCCAUCUGGAACAAGCGUCGCACGAAAGUUGCCGAUAUCUCAAGCAGUUGUAGGUAUUGUCGACGAUGUGAUCACAGAUAAGAAGUUCGAUGCGAGUAAGUACGACAAGCUGCCCAAUGAUGACAAGAAGGCCAUUUACGACUUGUUCAAGAUCACGCGGUACGAUCAAACGUUGCGCAAUCCAUUGAUGAAUCCGUACGAGUUGGAUGAAGCUGAUAAAUACAAGAUGGAACUCGACAAACUCAAAGGUGAGUUGAUGCUAGGAAAUUGCAACGAGCGCAAUAUUCAGGAAUUUUGCAAACUUUCUAGUCAUUUGUAUAAACUGGGUGUUCUAUCGAUUAAGCAACUGCAAGAAAACAUUUCAUUGCUAUCAUGA